This is a messenger RNA of Bacidia gigantensis, 1698 nucleotides long. RefSeq lists its product as uncharacterized. The transcript is spliced from 5 exons. Bases 1 to 1698 code for a protein of 565 amino acids. The record is from RefSeq and is a predicted model, not a curated record. NCBI's taxonomy places the organism in Eukaryota, Fungi, Ascomycota, Lecanoromycetes, Lecanorales, Ramalinaceae.
AUGCAGAAGAUAUUGAAUGAGGUUCCCUUUGAUCGUAAAGGAAACUUCACCACAGAUGACCACUAUACGUUUAGCUUAAAGGAGGCCAUUGCGUUGUACAACAAGUCGCGGAGAGAGGCACUAGAACAGCUCUACAAAAGCAAAGAAAUCACGCAGUCCAAGUCCAUGGAAAUGGAAGCAGAUUUUGAGGAAGUAGCCGCGAGUUGUGGUUACUUUAGCUUUUCCCUUCAAGACUUUGCUAAUGAAUUAAUCACGUAUCUCGAGAUCUUAGACGAUCUCAAAUUAGAGGUCGAAGAACGACCUGAUGGGAGGACUUGGGCCUGGUUGAGGUUUUGGCGACCAGUGCCAGAGUCAAAACCUCCAGGAGCAGAUUUCGGGCAAAUUAGCGCCACCGAUCCUGAAACCAACAACGUUCAUGGUAACUUGCCAGGUGUCUCAAAGACGAAAACGAGUGAUAAAUAUGGCCAGUAUUUGAGCAACAAGUCGCGCAUAGAACAAUAUCGGUACAGAUUAUGGCGGGCCCUUGGCUUCUUUCGUCGGGACGAUAUCAAAUUUGCUGUCAAAGUAGGAGUAGGAGCUGCGCUGUACGCCUUGCCGUCAUUCUUGAGCUCUACUCGACCCUUCUAUCAAAGGUGGCGCGGCGAAUGGGGUCUUCUGUCAUACAUUCUCGUAUGUACUAUGACCUUGGGAGCCUCAAACACCACAGGCUGGUCUCGGUUUAUUGGUACUGUGAUAGGCGCUGUAUGCGCUAUCGUGUCGUGGGAAAUUGCUGACAGGAAUGUAUUCUUACUCGCCUUCUUCGGCUGGGUGAUGUGCCUGUGGUGCUCUUACAUCGUUAUUGGCAAGGGGCAAGGGCCGUUUGGUCGAUUUAUUGUCUUGACGUACAAUCUUUCUGCGCUGUACGCAUACUCCGUCGCUGUUCAUGACGCCCCAGGCGACCCAGAUGAAGGUGGCAUUGACCCAGUCAUUACCGAGAUUACGCUUCAUCGAACGGCGGCCGUGAUCUCUGGCUGCAUCUGGGGUCUCAUCAUUACCCGUAUGAUCUUCCCAAUCAGCGAUAGUACGAAGUUCAAGGACGGCUUAAGCCUUUUGUGGCUACGGAUGGGUUUGAUAUGGAAGCGUGAUCCCCUGAACAUUCCUUUCGAGCCGCAAGCGUACAUGGACCUCCGAGAGGAAUUCGAACUGCACCGCUUCCUCACGCGACUCGAGAGUCUACGUGGAUCCGCUAAAUCAGAAUUGCACUUGAGAGGACCGUUUCCUGAAGCAGCCUACGGUAAGAUCUUGAAAAGUACAGGUGCUAUGCUAGACGCGUUCCAUGCUCUGAAUGUGAUGAUACUAAAGAACUCGGAGGCCUCGAAAGGCGAGGCUGCGCUACACAAAUACACGGAGGAGGAGCGGACUGCGGUGUGCACCCGGAUCAGUCACUUAUUUCAAGUGCUUGCUUCUUCUAUGAAAAUCGAGUUCCCAAUGAAUGGAGCUCUGCCUGGUGUCAGUCAUACCCGAGACAGACUGCUGGCGAAAAUGUUUCGAUUCAGACGAGAGGAGAAAGAGAAGAUCGGAGCUACCGACGAAGACUUUGAAUCGUUGUAUGCCUUCUCGCUAGUAACGGGGCAAUUGUCAGAGGAGAUCAAAGGAAUGGGCAAAGAGAUAGAGAAGCUCUUCGGUGUCUUCGAUGAAGACCUUCUUAAGUUACAAUGA